Misgurnus anguillicaudatus (oriental weatherfish) is the source of this 2752-nucleotide messenger RNA. Lineage: Eukaryota; Metazoa; Chordata; Actinopteri; Cypriniformes; Cobitidae. The record is from RefSeq and is a predicted model, not a curated record.
CAGCAAGUGAAACUUGUUAAACAGGCUGUUGUGUUUUAUAAGAAUCAGGACGACCUAAAAUUCAUGCAGUAGAAUCUGAAGUCUCUGCGUUGUUUGUACUUAUUUCACUUACAAGGUUUCUCAAUAGCCUCACAACCAUUUUUAUGAAGCAAAGAGUAUGCAACGAUGAACGACCAUCGCAUGUGCGGCAGCCGAUGUCUGGGUCCAAUGACCUUCCACAUGGAAAUGAGAGGCCAAUGCGUGACCCUUAGCCAAGAAAGGAGACUUGCAUCCAGAGACGCCUCGUCCUUUAUGAACGGUUUGGCUUUUCUGAGCCGCCCCGUUAAACUCGACGAAAAGAUGUAUGUACGAAUCGAACAGUGCUCCUCGAGUUGGGACGGUGCUCUCCGUGUAGGAUUCACCAACAUCUGUCCAAAUACGCACAGUAUGCCACCUUCUUCCAUACCAGAGCUGAGGGAUACGCCCGGCUAUUGUGUGCUGCCUGUGCCUGAGGGUUUAUGUGGGCGCAGUGCAGAGAUUCAGUUCUGGAUCAACCAUGCAAGCCUGGUUCUCGUCCAAGGCAUGACUGGAGAGAGAUUUUACGUUAAAGCAAAGGGACUUAAUCUGAAUAAACCACUUUGGGCUUUCAUCGACCUGUAUGGGAGCACAAGCACCGUGCGCCUUUUGGGCUCAAGAAGAGGCAGGAGGACAUCGUGCCCAGAUUGUCCUAAGUUAGACAAUGUAUCUGACAUCAAUUGGAUUGGUGAGAAUCAAGUUUCAAAGAAAGACCAAGACGAUACCGAUCUCAGUUUCUCAGGAAUUAACCACCACAACAACGAAACAGCAAUACACAGGACAUCAUCUUGUUGGAAACCGAGUCUCUUUCUCUUACAGUACGCCGGUCAGAAAACCGUCCCGAGCCCUACAGAACGAACCGAACUCACAAGAGCAGGCUUAGGAAUACCGGUUCAUGAAUCAGACACAGGGGUUGAUCUAAACCGGACCUGGAGAGAGCUGAAUCACUUCAUUUGCUCCAGCUAUCCAUCCAUCCAUCUGGAUUCGAUCGGUUUCAGUGCCGCCAAGGCUGACAAAUACGGGAGACUUUGGCGAAUACAUGCCAGUACUGUGAAGAAACUGAAGAAACAGCUGGGGGAGAACGUGCUUUAUAUAAUACCUGAUAAUGACAUUGUUUCAAAUGAGAUGAUCACACACACAUUAUCAUCAAUCCUCAAUAGAAAUUCGUCAUCAUCAGACACUGCUCCGCAUCUUCGUUUUCAACGCAGACAUCGACUGACUUCAACCGACAGCAGUUUUUCUGAUGCAAGCCCAAACUCUUCAAUGGAGGAUGUGGAUGUUGGAUCUUUGCUCAGAGAAUUUCAACAAAGCCAUCUUUCCCCCAAAGAGCAAGUUUCAAUAUUGGUUCAUCGAAACAAGGUACUGCAGAGUGCUAAGGAGGCCAUCUCCAACAGCAAUUUCUCCUGGACCAAAACCCCUCUGGUGACAUUUGUUGGCGAGGAGGCACUCGACUGCGGAGGUCCACGGAGGGAGUUUUUUAGACUCCUGAUGAUGGAGGUGCAAAGCUCUCUGGGUAUCUUCGAGGGCAAACCUGGACAAUUGUUCUUCACUUAUGACCAGAUGGCCCUGGAGCAGCACAAGUACGAGUUAGCUGGGAAGCUCAUUGCAUGGUCUGUGGCUCAUGGUGGACCAGGAUUCAAGGCGCUUGAUCCCUGUCUCUACCAGCUGAUGUGUAUCCAAGAGUGUCCACUGGAAAACUUCGACUGGUGCCUGAUACCAGAUGCUGACAUUCAGAGGAAAUUACAAAAGAUUUUGUCAUGUAAAACGACAGCAGACCUCCAUAGGCUGCAGAGAGAAGAGGGAGACUGGAUUUGCGAGUGUGGCAUUCCUGGAAUUUACAGACCUGAUAUUUCCAUUCGAGAUCUACCAAAAAUUUACUCCUGCGCUGUUCGACAUUACAUAUAUCUCAGAACCUCUAAAAUGAUUCAUCAGUUUACAAAGGGACUGAAUGCUUAUGGACAGUUUUGGGAUUUGGUUAAAUCUUACUGGGCUGACUUCUUGCUCAUCUUUACCAACAUGCAUGAACCGAUAUCAAGAAGCACCUUCAGGAGCCUGUUUCAGAUAGACUGGAGUAAAGCAACGUCCCACAGGAGGAUGGCUGAGGAGGAAACUAUUAAGUGCUGGGAAUUACUACUUAAGAUGAUUGAGGACAAAAAAACAAAGUUACAGUUUGAGGAGCUUUUGGUUUUCGUAACUGGAGCAGAUGAGAUCCCGCCACUGGGGUUCCCCCAAAAGCCCAGCAUUCACUUCUACCAUCCAGAGAAGCGUGGAUGUCGCUUACCGUAUGCUAACACAUGCACAAUGGGAUUGUUCCUUCCCAGAGGAGUAAAAGAUGAAGUGGAGCUUCAGCGAAUGCUCAUGAGAGCAAUCAAAGACUCAGGGGAAUUCGGGAGAACAUAAAAGUUUAUGGAGGAAAUCCGUUUAUUCAUAAUUACACCCAUAAGCUUUUUAUGGUUUCAUUUAUUAAGCUAAUUACUGUACAGUGACCUUUCUUUGAUAAACUUUGCUUUUGUUUUGCACAACAUGUCUGCCCAAAUUCAUAGCAUUAAUUGUUGUCAGUCAUGUUGAAGUGGCAUCAUUUUAUAGGCCUUAACUAUAUGAAAUAUGUUAAUACUUCAAAUACAAUGUUAUCUAUUUAAAGAAUAAGCUAUUAUUUCAUUACUGUAAAGUGACUUGUAUAUGCUAUAUUUUAUACAUA